Molecule: messenger RNA, 1192 nt
Organism: Poecile atricapillus (Black-capped chickadee)
Lineage: Eukaryota; Metazoa; Chordata; Aves; Passeriformes; Paridae
Gene: MTHFD2
Product: methylenetetrahydrofolate dehydrogenase (NADP+ dependent) 2, methenyltetrahydrofolate cyclohydrolase
Exons: 8
Coding region: 74-1087 (337 amino acids)
Biological process (GO): tetrahydrofolate interconversion
Cellular component (GO): mitochondrion
Molecular function (GO): methylenetetrahydrofolate dehydrogenase (NAD+) activity; methenyltetrahydrofolate cyclohydrolase activity; methylenetetrahydrofolate dehydrogenase (NADP+) activity
Source: RefSeq, a predicted model, not a curated record
GCCGGGUUCCAUAAAGGCGGGAGCCUCGCUCCCCUCAGCGCCGCUCCCGCCGCCCGUGAGGCCCAGCCCCGCCAUGGCCGCCGCGCUCCGGCCCCUCCGCGCCCUCAGCCGAGCCGCGCUGGAGCCCCGCGCCCGCCGCCUGCAGCUCAGCGCCGCCCGGGAGGACGCCGUGGUGAUCUCGGGGAGGAAGCUGGCGCGGCAGAUCCGGCAGGAAGCGCGGCACGAGGUGCAGCAGUGGGUGGCUGCAGGGAACAGGAGGCCUCACCUGAGCGUGGUGCUGGUGGGGGAAAACCCAGCCAGCCACUCCUACGUCCUCAACAAAACCAAAGCAGCUGCUGAUGUGGGGAUCAGCAGCGAGACCAUCCUCAGGCCAGCCUCCAUCAGCGAGGAGGAGCUGCUGGAGCUGAUCAGCAAACUCAACAACGAUGCAGCCGUGGAUGGGCUGCUGGUGCAGCUUCCCCUGCCUGAGCACAUCGACGAGCGCAGGCUCUGCAACGCCGUGAGCCCACACAAGGACGUGGAUGGCUUCCACGUGCUCAACGUGGGCCGAAUGUGCCUGGACCAGGACUCCAUGCUGCCUGCCACGCCCUGGGGCGUCUGGGAGAUCAUCAGGAGGACAGGAAUCCCAACACUGGGCAGGAACGUGGUGGUGGCGGGCAGGUCCAAGAACGUGGGGAUGCCGAUCGCGAUGCUGCUCCACACCGACGGCAGCCACGAGCGGCCCGGAGGGGACGCCACGGUGACGAUCUCGCACCGCUACACGCCCAAGGAGCAGCUGAAGCAGCACACGAUCCGCGCCGACAUCGUGGUGGCAGCUGCAGGCAUCCCCAACCUGAUCACGGCCGACAUGAUCAAGGAAGGCGCCGCCGUGAUCGACGUGGGCAUCACCAGGGUGCAGGAUCCCGUCACUGCCAAGCCCAGGCUGGUGGGGGACGUGGAUUUUGAGGGGGUGAGGAAGAAGGCAAGUUACAUCACCCCGGUGCCCGGCGGCGUGGGGCCCAUGACGGUGGCCAUGCUGAUGAAGAACACCAUCAUCGCCGCCAAGAAACUGCUGAAACCCAAAGAGCUCGGGGCUCUGCCUGCCUAGGCAGGCCUGGGAACUGAGCCUGGCUGGGCUCCCUUGGAUUUGGGCUCCCCAAGAGCUGGGUCUAGCUGGGCUCCACUUGGAUCUGGGCCCCAGAAGAGCUGGGCC